ACUCGUUACAUUCAGUAUAGAAGACCAUUCAAUGCGCAACGAUGGCAUUGAAAACAUCAGUUGUGAUUGCCGCUAUUUGCGUUAUGCAAACCAUUGCAUUUCAAUCACCGAAAGACUGUUUCAGACCAAACGAGGUAUACUUAUGCAAUGGUGCUUGCCAAAUAACCUGCACCAAUUACAAUAAACCAUGCUUGAUAGCAAACAUCGUCUGCAACGAUUGGUGCUAUUGCAAAAAGGGUUAUGCCAGAGAUCAGACUGGAAAUUGUGUGGCAAUAGCGAAAUGCGCGGAUCGACUUAAUGGUAUUUGCGGCGAGAACGAGGAAAACCGAGUGGAUUUCUACUUGCACGAUACUUGCCACGAGCAAUUGCUCAAUAGCUGGGAAAUCGAAUCUGGGGAUAGAAUGGGAUGUUAUUGCAUUGCUGGUUAUAAGAGAGAUCCAUCUGGAAAGUGCAUUCCAGCUGCUGAGUGUCCUCCAAAGCCACCAGCCAAAUAUCCAAAUAGCAAAUCGUAAAUUAAUUAACGUAUUUCUUACAUUUAAUUUGUUGGAUAUACUUCCAACAUUGCACCUGAUACUUAUAUUGAAACUCAAAUCAUAUAUGAGUAUAGAAACUACACAUCUAUUGUAUGCUAUAAAGUAAUAAAUUAUAUGAGAAAACUAUACAAUUCAUUUAUUUAUUGUAUUGUGCCAACACACAUAUUCAAUGCAGAUUAUGGUUUGUAUGUGGGAGAUUAAAAAAAUAAAGAUGACAUUAAAGAAGUUCCUUCCAGA
This is a messenger RNA of Nicrophorus vespilloides, 770 nucleotides long. RefSeq names its product inducible metalloproteinase inhibitor protein-like. The transcript is spliced from 2 exons. The coding region runs from base 42 to 512 and encodes 156 amino acids. Lineage: Eukaryota; Metazoa; Arthropoda; Insecta; Coleoptera; Silphidae. The record is from RefSeq and is a predicted model, not a curated record.